UAAUAAACUCCACCUGGUGGAGCUCAUCUCGUGACAAUUAUUAUUACUUUCGACUGCCCUUUAGACCAAAACUGGAGGCAAGAAAAAGAAGAUGAUUCAUUAGUGACCUUUUGACCCUGUCCAAACUAAAGGCCAGAGAUAAGUUAAAGUAUCUAUAUAUAAUUAUAUCUCUGAACAGGCAGCCGGCCAGUAAAUAAGGUAGUAGUAUUAUGAUUAAAAGAACCCUGUUUGUGUUUGAUUUUGAUCACACUCUGAUUGAUAACAAUGUGGACACUUGGAUCAUGUCAGUGCAUCCCACCCUAACAGUUCAAAAAGACAUGCACAGCCUUCGUAAACGGUAUCCCUGCUGGACCGACCUCAUGGACCAUACCGCUGGGCUCAUUCAUGACAAAGGAGUCUCAAAAGCUGAACUGAUCUCUCACGUCAGACAGGCAAAGCUGUACGAACAAGCGCACAAGGCAAUUACAGCCGUGGGAAAAGCCAGACACGCAGAUGCUAUUAUCGUAUCCGAUGCCAACACUCUUUUUAUUGAGCACAUUCUGACGGAGUGUGGAGUGAGGCAAGUAUUCAAAGAUAUUUUCUCAAACCCGGCUCAUUUCGACUCAACUGAUCGUCUUCACAUUCAGCACUACCACAGCCAUUCUUGUCCACACUGCAGUGCCAACUUGUGCAAGGGGCAAGUUCUUACAGACUACCUGAACAGCAGACCAGCCUACAGCAAGGUCGUAUAUGUCGGAGAUGGAAAAGGAGACUAUUGUCCUGCCCUGAGGCUAUCUGAUAACGAUGUGCUGGUUUGCAGGAAAGGUUACACCUUAGCUGGAAUGAUACAGGAUAAUGAACAGUCUUGUAAAGCAAAAACAAUGGUUAUUGAUUUUGUAGAAAGUUUAGGUGACACCAUUAUCUCGAUGUGUUUGUGAGAUAUUUACAAUGGUUAUUGAUUUUGUAGAAAGUUUAAGUGACACCAUUAUCUCAAUGUGUUUGUGAGAUAUUUAUUGUGUUGACUUGACUCUAAA
This is a messenger RNA of Halichondria panicea, 1013 nucleotides long. RefSeq names its product pyridoxal phosphate phosphatase PHOSPHO2-like. Lineage: Eukaryota; Metazoa; Porifera; Demospongiae; Suberitida; Halichondriidae. The record is from RefSeq and is a predicted model, not a curated record. The coding region runs from base 210 to 917 and encodes 235 amino acids. Gene Ontology annotation, molecular function: phosphatase activity. The transcript has a single exon.